Messenger RNA from Raphanus sativus (radish), 918 nucleotides. RefSeq names its product outer envelope pore protein 16-1, chloroplastic. Gene Ontology annotation, cellular component: chloroplast outer membrane. Gene Ontology annotation, molecular function: amino acid transmembrane transporter activity. The coding region runs from base 121 to 567 and encodes 148 amino acids. Gene Ontology annotation, biological process: protein import into chloroplast stroma. The transcript has 6 exons. The record is from RefSeq and is a predicted model, not a curated record. NCBI's taxonomy places the organism in Eukaryota, Viridiplantae, Streptophyta, Magnoliopsida, Brassicales, Brassicaceae.
UAAAAAAGAAACAAAUAAUAUCAGUCUUGAAACUUUAUAAAUCCCAAGAAAAUAGGUGAAGUAGUUUCAGAACAAAAGAUCCAAAGAGAAAAACAUCCAAAGAAAAGAAAGAGGAAGAAGAUGCCUUCAAGCACAUUCUCUGGAACUGUUAGCUCGCCGAAGCUGUCGGUGGCAGUGGACAUGGGCAACCCUUUUCUCAACCUCACCGUCGAUGGUUUCCUCAAGAUCGGAGCUGUUGGAGUCACUAAAUCUCUUGUGGAAGACACUUACAAAGCCAUCGACAAAGGGAGUGUUUCCAAGAGCACUAUUGAGCAUGCGCUUAAGAAGAUGUGCAAAGAAGGUGUUUACUGGGGAUCUGUGGCUGGAGUUUAUGUUGGAACAGAGUAUGGAAUCGAACGUAUACGUGGCACUAGAGAUUGGAAAAACGCAAUGUUGGCAGGAGCUGCCACAGGAGCUGUGAUCUCUGCGGCUACUAACAAAGGCAAAGACAAGGUGGUGGUCGAUGCAAUUAUGGGUGGUGCUCUUGCAACUGCGUCUCAGUUCCUUAACAAUCAUUAUUUCUACUGAGUUCUCAAUCUUCUUAUCAGGACCAAGUUUGUUAUAUCCAAAUUUGGUCCUUAUGGUGUGUGGUUUCUUUGUUUGUUUCCAAUAAAAAGAUGUAGUACUUCUGUAUGAAUUGCAUUUUAGUAAUAUGAACGUUCAAAAAAUGGUCUGUGGUCUGGUCUUAAAACUCUUUGGCCAACUCCAGAGGAGUCUUGUUCAUUAAUUUAUUCUCCAUGUUUGGUGGUGUGAAGUUACAUAACGUAGAAUAACGAGUUGUUCGAUGUGUACAGUUAGCUAUCAUUAUAGUCAAAGAAAACCAAAUGAAUGAAUGAAAGGUUGGGAAUAGAGAUAAAGGUUCAUGAUUCUUUCUUGAUA